Messenger RNA from Sebastes umbrosus (honeycomb rockfish), 2569 nucleotides. RefSeq names its product potassium channel, subfamily K, member 3a (gene kcnk3a). Gene Ontology annotation, biological process: stabilization of membrane potential; potassium ion transmembrane transport. Gene Ontology annotation, molecular function: open rectifier potassium channel activity; potassium ion leak channel activity. Lineage: Eukaryota; Metazoa; Chordata; Actinopteri; Perciformes; Sebastidae. The coding region runs from base 192 to 1394 and encodes 400 amino acids. The transcript has 2 exons. The record is from RefSeq and is a predicted model, not a curated record. Gene Ontology annotation, cellular component: membrane.
GGUGGAGUAGAUGGAGCAGGUAGGCGUGGUGCUGAAUGAACAGCUCCUCGGAUCAUAAAGUAUCAGAGAGUCUCUCCGCUCCGUCAGAGCAGCAGCAGCAUUCAGUCAUGAGGAGCCAGCCGAGCUCUCCGUCCUCCAGAGCGUCCUCCUGACCACACACACACACACACACACACACACACACACACACCAUGAAGAGGCAGAACGUGCGGACCCUCGCGCUCAUCAUCUGCACCUUCACCUACCUGAUAGUCGGAGCUGCGAUCUUCGACGCGCUGGAGUCUCGGGAGGAGACGAGCCAGACGAGUGCGCUGGACCUGCGGAGAGAAGAGCUGCUGCACACCUUCAACCUGUCCGCGGAGGACUUCGACCAGCUGGAGAAGGUGGUGCUGGAGCUGAAGCCGCACAAAGCAGGCGUGCAGUGGGAGUUUGCAGGCUCCUUCUACUUCGCCAUCACUGUGAUCACCACCAUAGGAUACGGCCACGCAGCCCCCAGCACAGAUGGAGGGAAGGUGUUCUGCAUGCUUUACGCCCUCCUGGGCAUCCCUCUCACUUUGGUCAUGUUCCAGAGCGUGGGUGAGCGGAUCAACACCUUCGUCAGGUUCCUGCUCCACCGCCUGAAGAAGUGCGUCGGCAUGAGGCGCACUGAGGUCUCCAUGGUCAACAUGGUGACCUUCGGCUUCAUAUCCUGCAUGAGCACGCUGUGCAUGGGGGCGCUGGCUUUCUCGCACUUCGAGGGAUGGAGCUUCUUUCACGCGUACUACUACUGCUUCAUCACGCUCACCACCAUCGGCUUCGGGGACUACGUGGCGCUGCAGAGCAAGCAGGCCCUGCAGACCAAGCCGGAGUACGUGGCCUUCAGCUUCAUCUACAUCCUGACGGGCCUGGCGGUGAUCGGAGCCUUCCUCAACUUGGCGGUGCUGCGGUUCAUGACCAUGAACGCCGAGGACGAGAAGCGCGACGCCGAGCAGAGGGCGCUCCUCGCUCACAAUGGUCAGGCGGGCGGACACAUCCACUGCUCCAUAGACGAGGCCUCCUCCUCGUCCACGCCGACUGGAUGCGGCGGAGGGAGCGGAGUCGGAGGUAGCGGGGGUGGGGCGGCGAGCCGGGGUCUGCGUAACGUUUACGCCGAAGUGCUCCACUUCCAAUCCAUGUGCUCCUGCCUUUGGUACAAGAGCAGGGAGAAGCUGCAAUACUCCAUACCGAUGAUCAUCCCGCGUGACCUCUCCACCUCAGACACCUACAUGGAGCAGGGAGAGGCGUUUUCCAACCCGCUGCACUCCAACGGCUGCGUGUGCAGCCUGCAGCGCCACUCGGGCAUCAGCUCCGUUUCCACGGGUCUACACAGCAUCAACACCUACAGAAGACUCAAUAAACGUAGGAGCUCCAUCUAAACCUGGAGGACUUCAUGCUUUACGGUCAAAUCCCACGGGAGGGCUCUUCUUCUGUGGUAAUAAAUUAGCCGAGGACAUCGGGGGGAACACAAGUCCAGUCCUAAAGAGACGCAGUGCUCCUGAUGUUUGCUUCUUUCUGGCACUGAAGAGCCUCCAGACUCCAACUUCCAUUAGCUAAGCACAAACCGUUAAGGACUAACAUCGUUACUGAUGUCACUGAGAAGUAAUGCUAAUGGUUGUUCGAGAAGCAUUCGUUACACAAACUCUGAAACUGUUGCUGUUGGAGGACACGUGUGCAGAUCUCUCUGCACCUCUGAAUUCUAAUAUUAAAUAUCAUAAUAUUAAAUUCAGUAUUUGACAGACUUUCAUGUCCUAAUAUGAAAAGGGACAAAGUACACUGUGAGUUUUUAAGAGGGAUUGUAUAUAAUAACCCCAAAAUAUUUUAUUGAAUAAUCUUAAAUACACUUUUUUCCGAAAAGGAACCUUUGGUUGUAAGUAUUAUACUCACUGCAGUGAAAUGAAAAGGUGUGUGUAAGUAUAUAUAUAUAUAUAUAUAUUUGGACACUUCACUAGUUGGGAAAGCUUAUUUUUUCAGUGAAAGAUAUCAGAAAUAUUCUCAGUGUCUUCUCCUGUGUGUCUGUAACUGAAGUUCAGGUUCAAGCCAAACUUUCUGUUCUGUUUCUUUCCUUCCAGGAGAAAACUCACAUCGACGGCACUUAAAUGACAGUUUUGAUCGAGAAUGAUUGAGCAGGUUCGGCUUAAAUGUUUGGCUGAAGGACGAGACACUUGUAGCUGUUGUGGCACCCGAUUUGACUGUUAUCAGGCCAUUAAAGAGGCGUUCUUGGUCGCUAUAAGCACCAUAGAUGUGGGUCAGUAGGGGCCUACUAUGCCUACUAAGCUGUAAAAAUGAAAGUGAAAGUUAAAACAACACGUUCUAAGAUGUCAAACGUCAUGUUUUGAACACAAACAAAAAAGCUUCUUUAAGUUUAGGUAACAAAACCACUUUAAGUUUAACGAAACAGGAGUUUCAUGCUUUCUAUAGGGACCUUAUUGAUGGUGUGAGUUCAUCCCAGUGCAAAACACACAGGCAUUGUAGCUUCAGAGAGAGAGACGCGCUUUAGGGUGUGUCGUCUUUCUAAUUACACAUUUUCACAGUCUGAUACUUCGACAGUUUU